CCAAACAUGAUGUUAUUCGAGACAAUGAUAUACACUCCUCACGUGAUCCCGAUGACAUAACGGGCCACCUGCAUGGAUACACACGUACAACUGCUACAUUGCACCGAUUCCCGGGGAGCUCUUUGAACAACCGGGUCUUCGAUCAUGAACCCUCACAUCUCCCUGCCCCGCCAACAUGCCGGCUCUGCCAACUUCGGCUCAACGCCUGCAAACCGCGGGUCGAGUGUACGCAUGCCGCGCUUCUUCAAAAGGGACAGGCUCUUCAAGUUCCCUCAAAUGGACUUUGAGAUGGCCAUUUGGGAGAUGACAUCCUUGUUGAUUGCGCCCAAGAAAGUCUUCAAAUCGAUAUAUUACCAUAAACCAAAAACACAUGGCAUCGCCCUGAUCCGUCAUUCACCUACCUCCUAUCAUUCUUCCUUCUCCUCACAGCCUUUGCCUGGGGCCUUGCUUACACCCCCCUCCUUCGGCGCAAUUGUACGCCUAACGCUCCUCUUCGUGUUCGUGCACUUCAUCGGCUCGUCGCUCUUGAUCUCAACAGUUGGAUACUUUGUGAUUGGCAAGCUCUUUGGUCCCAAUGGUGCAGCGGCCUCUCUAGCUGGCCUGCGGGGCUCUCGUGGCCGGAGAAGAGGUGCCGCACAGGGUCUGUUCAUGCAGCCAGGAGAGAAGGACCAAUUGGAGUUUGGAUAUUGUUUUGAUGUGUCCAACCGUGCCUUCUUUCCCCUCUACCUUCAUCUAUAUGUGGUGCAGUUCCUCCUCCUGCCCCUGCUCACCCGCAGCCCGAGCAAUUUCCUGGCGACUUUCCUUGGCAACUCGCUCUAUCUCUCCGCCCUCAUUUACUACACUUACAUCACCUUUUUGGGAUACAAUGCUCUUCCCUUCUUGCACAACACCGAGCUACUCCUUUUGCCUAUUCUCAUCUUCGCUAUCAUGUGGCUGGUCAGUUUGAUUGCCGGUUGGGGCAUCGUUAUGCAAGGCCGCAGCGUUGAGGGAUUGUUCUGGGGCGUGUGAAAAGGAAGUUCGAAAGUUUGGAAGCUUAGCGCAAUAGACUCUGCUUUCCGGAUAUGAUCUCUUCUCCAUGAAGAGUCUGGGGUGAUAAAAGCCCCGUGUAUGAACCUUCCUGUCAAGGUUUUCUUUCCUUUCCUUCUGGCUCAUACAUUAUCAAAAAAGAGCUACUUAUGCUGUGUCUAUCUAAUGCUGGAGGCGUCGGUGUACAUGAUUUCCAUUUCAGGGCCAGGCAUUUUUGUUACUCGUGUCUAAUUAAUAGAUGAGUAUAUCAACGUUUUGUUUGAAUGCACCUGGUG
Molecule: messenger RNA, 1301 nt
Organism: Penicillium canescens
Lineage: Eukaryota; Fungi; Ascomycota; Eurotiomycetes; Eurotiales; Aspergillaceae
Product: unc-50 family protein
Exons: 4
Coding region: 145-1008 (287 amino acids)
Cellular component (GO): Golgi membrane
Source: RefSeq, a predicted model, not a curated record